Messenger RNA from Notechis scutatus (mainland tiger snake), 6419 nucleotides. RefSeq names its product cholinergic receptor muscarinic 3 (gene CHRM3). Gene Ontology annotation, molecular function: G protein-coupled acetylcholine receptor activity; G protein-coupled serotonin receptor activity. NCBI's taxonomy places the organism in Eukaryota, Metazoa, Chordata, Lepidosauria, Squamata, Elapidae. Gene Ontology annotation, cellular component: plasma membrane; dendrite; synapse. The record is from RefSeq and is a predicted model, not a curated record. Gene Ontology annotation, biological process: G protein-coupled receptor signaling pathway, coupled to cyclic nucleotide second messenger; positive regulation of smooth muscle contraction; adenylate cyclase-inhibiting G protein-coupled acetylcholine receptor signaling pathway.
GAGUGGAAAUUUCACCUUGCAGCCACAUAGUUUGAUGUCUUCUUCUGUAGAAGAUUUGCCUUGAUUCUUCAUCACUCUGAAGCUCAAUUGUUUUUUCUUGCAGAUUAAAUAAUUGGUCUCCCACUGUGCAAAUGAAUAGACUUGCAACCCAAGCAAGUAUUUUCAAAUCAAUUCAGUAUUUAAAUCAAAUCUCAAAGUCGUUCUUUAGUGCCUACAGAUGAAAGCAAAAUUCUUCUAUCAAAAUCUGAGUAGGAUGUUUUCAGGAAAUUCAUGCUGAGAAACUAUUCAAAAACUCUUCCGUCAGUGUUAUGUAAUUCCUGCUUCACAAUGGAAUUAAUUAAAUUAAUUAAAUUGCAAUUAUCACCUUGAAAUUGCAUAUUUUGCAUAUUCAUUAUUCGCUGUGCAAAUAUUGAAUUUUAUCAUAUAAUUCAGGUCAGCACACAGCAGAAAUGGAACCCAAAUACUCCAAUAAAAAUUAGCAGUCAAAUCAAUAUGUUCUGAAAGUCUGUAGCAUUUCAGUGACAAACAUUGCUCUAAAACAGGGGUGUCAAACUUAUAUCAUCAUGGCAUCACCUGACAUAUCAGGACUUUUUCCCCCUUCACUAAACCAGGUGGGGGCGGGGCAGCACGUGACAUUCGGCCUGCAAGCUGUGAGUUUGACACCCCUGCUCUAGAAUAUUGAACAAACUAGGAGAAAUGAUUGCAGAACCAUGCUCAAUAGUGUUUGACCUCUUGGACAACUAGGAGGCCCCAGAAAAGUGGAGAAAGGUAAACCAUUUCCCUACCUUCAAAAAGGUGAAGGAACACCUGAGAAAUUAUAGAUGACAAAAUCAAAGUCUUCAAACAGAUGAUAAUGAUAUUAUUUUUGUGCCUUUGAGUCAAUGUGGAUUUCUUGCCAGGACAAAUCAUUGUAAUUUUCUUGACAAGAUUUCAGAAGUGGCUUUCCCAAGUUCACCAAGUUCAGGUUGGCUUUGUACCUAUAAUGGGACUAGAAUUCAAGUUUCUUUUGGUUUUAGCUUGAUGCCUGAUUCACUACACUAAACUGGCUUUAAAACAGAGUAUUAAAUGGCAAAUUUUUGAAGUAAAUAUGAGUCAAGAUGGAUAUGUCAAAACAAGUAAUGCUAGAUUAUUUUUAAAAGAUGGGGAGGGGGGAACUGCUUUGGAUUUACUAUACCUUGAUCUCACCAAAGCUUUCAACAGUGUCUUAAUAUAUUGUCAUUAUUAAAAUAGUAAAAUAAGAGCUAGAUUAUACAACUGUUAAAAUGAAUUCAUAAUUGGUUAAAUUAUCAUAUUCAGAAAGUACGAUAUUUGUGACUGGCUCCAAAACAGAUUGGAAACUAUCAUUACAUGGAUCAACAAUUGGAUUAAUUACGUGGUUGCAGAGGGCAGUUAUCAAAUCUGCAGAGGAAUACCUCACUGCUGUGGAAAAAAAGUAUUUAAUAAAAUAAAUAGUCAUAAACAAUGGAUUGAAAUGAACAAGAUCAGAUUUAUUGGGGGGAAAUCUCUGGAAAUUGGAUAACAAAAAUGCAAUGUCAGAGAGGCAUCAUGUGGGAGUAGUAAAAGUGAAAAGGAUGUUGAUGUCUUUUUAGCUGCAAGUUAAAGCAAGCAGAGUGAUGCAGCUGAUAAAAAGGCAAAUGGUACAUUGGAAAGAACAUAAACAAAAAGCAGAGGAUAGCAGUGAGGUGGCAUCAUUAUUGUUAUAGCAACUUUUGGUUUUGAUGUUUCUAUCCCAUUUUCAUUUAUAUUUUUGCAUUUAGAUAUCUAAUGAAUAAUUGGCUUCUCAGACUUCUCCCUUCAAUAUGGAUACAGAUCUUCUUUACACACAGUCCUGAAUGAUAAGGAAGGAAUUAUUUCAAUUUCUUCUAAACAGUGUGUCCUUUAAGCAUCAGAGACCGGUGAUUCAAAUGAAUUUGUUAAUCAAGUUCAUCAGUAAUCUUGAUUACAACUAUGGUAGUAAAAAAAAAAGGCCAAAUAUUACAUUUAUUGCAUUGUUAUGGAUUUAACAAUUAUAUCUAUCAUACAACUGAAUUCUGUAUGCUUUUUUUUACAGGGGUGUGCCAAGAAAAGAAAAUGAUUCAAAGAAGAUGACUUCUCUGAUCCUGAUGACUUCCCAGUGUUUGUUUCUUCAUUCUCAGUCUUAAAUAUUUGGCUGGCUUCUUGCAAAAAUGAUCCAGAACUAACUUGGCAGUGAAAUUUUACAAGCAUUCAUUCCCUGACUACUCUGUCUUUUUUACUUAUGAUGAUCAUCUCCACCAUCCAUGGUUUGGAAGACACUGUCUGCGAACACUGCCAAUUGUACCUAAUUCCUGCUUCUUGCCCUCUGAUGAACUCCUCUAAAUUUCUGUAUUCCAUGGUGCAUUUUUAUGAUGUAAAAUGCAUGAUGAGGUGUUCUUCACUUGGAUAAUUUGCAACACCUCUGUGUUUGCCAAAAGAGAAAUGCACAGCCCUAAAGUGGAUACAUCUGGUUUGAUCAACUGAAGAAAGCAACCUGGACUUUUUCUCAAAGAAUAUGUCAGAAUGUCACAAUGAUCCCAUCUAGCAACAGCACAAUCCCUUCGUUACUUCCAAAUGUGAGCACCUUCUGGAUUCGAGACUCGCAAAGAAAAGGAGUUCCCAAUGAUGCUCCGUUGUUUACUAGCACCUAUGGCCCUUCCCAUGCAAACAGGAGCUUUUUCUUCUCUACCAUAGGCAUGACCAAUGUGUCCCAUGCUCCUCCUGAUCCUCUGGGAGGACAUGCUGUCUGGCAAGUUGUCCUGAUUGCUUUCCUCACUGGCAUUCUGGCCCUUGUCACCAUCAUCGGAAACAUCUUGGUGAUUGUGGCUUUUAAGGUCAACAAACAGCUAAAAACAGUUAACAACUACUUUUUGUUGAGUCUUGCUUGCGCGGAUCUGAUAAUUGGUAUUAUUUCCAUGAACCUUUUUACCACAUAUAUAAUCAUGGGCCGCUGGGCUUUGGGAAACUUGGCCUGUGAUCUAUGGCUUUGCAUUGACUAUGUGGCAAGCAAUGCUUCUGUCAUGAAUCUACUGGUCAUCAGUUUUGACAGAUAUUUUUCCAUCACGAGGCCACUUACCUAUAGAGCUAAACGAACAACCAGAAGGGCUGCAGUGAUGAUUGGCUUAGCUUGGGUCAUCUCGUUCAUCCUUUGGGCUCCUGCUAUUCUGUUCUGGCAAUAUUUUGUCGGGGAGCGGACUGUCGAAGAGGGUGAAUGUUAUAUCCAGUUCCUAAAUGAACCUGUACUCACUUUUGGCACUGCCAUAGCUGCCUUUUAUUUGCCAGUUACUAUUAUGAGUAUCUUGUACUGGAGGAUAUACAAGGAGACAGAGAAACGUACCAAAGAGUUAGCAGGACUCCAGGCUUCUGGGAGUGAGGCUGAGGCAGCGUGCUUUGUCAACCAAACAGGAAGUUCUAGAAGCUGUAGCAGUUAUGAACUGCAGCAGCAGAACACAAAACAUACCAAACGAAGAAAAUAUGGGGGCUGCAACUUCUGGAUGACAUCCAAGAGCUGGAAACCCAGUUCAGAUCAGGUUGAUCAGGAGCAUAGCAGCAGCGAUAGCUGGAACAACAAUGAUGGCAACGCAUCCCUUGAGAACUCCGCCUCUUCUGAUGAAGACGACAUUGCCUCGGACACCCGAGCCAUCUACUCCAUUGUACUAAAGCUUCCAGGACAUGGUACAAUUCUCAAUUCUGCGAAACUGCCUUCAUCAGAAGAUCUGCCUGGGUCAGAAGAUGAACUGCAGAAGUUGGGCACAGAGUCAAAGGAGCAGAAACCAAAAAGGCUUCAUCCACAAAAGAGCAUGAAUGAUGGGAAUUUACAGAAAUGCUUUCCCAAGCUUCCAGUUCAACAAGCAUCUGCAGUAUAUGCAGGAAAGGCUUCAGGCUGCAAUUCCACAGGGAUGAAGGGACCUAAUGCCUUACCUUUGUCAUUCAAGGAAGCCACCCUGGCCAAGAAGUUCGCCUUGAAGACAAGAAGUCAGAUCACCAAACGAAAGCGAAUGUCACUUAUCAAAGAAAAGAAAGCUGCACAGACACUUAGCGCCAUUUUGUUUGCCUUCAUUAUCACCUGGACCCCAUAUAAUAUCAUGGUCCUGGUAAAUACUUUUUGUAAUUGUAUCCCAAAAACAUUUUGGAACCUGGGGUAUUGGCUUUGCUACAUCAAUAGUACAGUGAACCCUAUGUGCUAUGCACUAUGUAAUAAAAAUUUCAGAACCACAUUCAAGAUGUUAUUGCUCUGUCAGUGUGACAAACGUAAACGACGUAGACAACAAUAUCAGCAGAGAUCAUCAGUCAUUUUUCACAAGCGGAUUCCACGGGAAACUUCAUAGAGUAGUAUUUUUUAACCACAAUAAUAAACAUUAAAGGAAGGGUGGUUGCUGGAGCCAACUACAUAUCUUCAGAGAUGUGAAAGUAGCAGCCUGGUGUAUGUAUCCUUUUAAUACUUCCUGUAUACUGUAACAGUUGAAGCCACAUAAAGCAAAAACAAAUUACAAAUGUAUUUAUUAAAGAACAAUCAGAUAUCUGAAAAUUUAUCUAUACAAUUCCAAAAAGCUGCAUAUGAUCUAUUCAGUCCUGCACUUGUUAAUCCAUUCUGGGAUCUCAGGAGAGCACACAUGUAGCUAGCCCACUCCCAAUAUGCUUUUCUGAUAAAUCUAGUAGGAUCCAAUAUGUCACCAAUUGGACUGAUCUAUUUCAAAAUGUGGGUAUAUGUGUGUUCCGAAUACUGUACAGAUGUCCCAAACAUUUUAGAGCUUCCCAUCUUCUCCUUUUGUAGGCGUAAUGUCAAUUUGUUGACUCGGUUUAUUAAAUAACCUGUGCAGGAACAUCCCAUGCACUCAGCACUUGCUGUCUGUUUACAGGAAAGGUGAGGUCUUGUCUUAGCAGUAAUUGCCAUCACUAUGAGAUGUGAGCAGCACAAGGGGCCUUGAAAACAGUUUUUCAGAACUCGUUUAUGUUGUAUUGAUUUGGGCAAUCUUAAAAUUGUAACUCCACAGAAUAAUUUUAUGUACAACAAUGAAGAAUUUCCAAAGGGUGCAUGUUAUCCCUAUACAUUUAAGCAGAAGAACUGAGUAUGUAUAUUUUUCAAGUAGAGAUAUCCUUUAAAUAUUAAGAUGCUCUUUAAACUGAAGAAGUGGGGCCACAUGCAGAAGGCAGACGAGAAGUUCGUCUUCAUGAGAAACUCGGUACAGGCUUUACUUCUGCUUUAAAUGUGAGGGUCACAGAGGAACUCAGAUUUUUAGUACAGUACCAGCGCAGCCCUGGGAAUCUCUUAAGUUGUAGAUAAGCCGGAGCAGAAAGUCUCAUCCUUUCUACAAAUUUGGCGGAGGGGAGGGAGAGAGAACCCCAGAAAGAGGCUUAAGAACGGUGUCAGCAAAAAAUCAGGUCUGUGUUUGUCCUGUUUUUGUUGAAGCGUAUGACAAGGACAAAGAAUCCAUGGAAUAAGCACAUUACUUCUUCCCAGCUGUCUGCAUCACACUUUAUUGGCACAAGGAGAAUGCACCAGAGUCUUAUCUCUAUUUUCUGUACAUUGAAAGGCAUUUUAGACAUGGGAUAAAUAACUGUAUUUUUUAAAAAAAAUAACGAAAUGGCACUUUCAAUAAUGCUUGUUGAUUUUGAAAGCUUCUGUUAUUAUUAUUAUUAUUAUUGCUGUUUUUGUUCCAAACAGUAGUGGAAAUUUCCAGUUUGUGCAGUACAAUGUCCCAAGUGAAUGUAAGUUGUUUGCCAAUUCAAAUAGCUAAGCACCUUCUCAGAAAGACAAAAAAGGGCUGUAAAGUAGCUGAGACACAAGCAGUGAUCCCUCUUAUUUAUCAAUUCAGUCAGUUCAGCAGAGCUUGGACCUGACCCCCACUCCCUCCCUGCUCUUAGCGACUCCAGUUGGUUCAUUCAGGGCUGUGUGCACAGGAAAUGUUCCAGAAGAGUCUAUGCCUCUGCUGUACUUUGUAAAAGUCAAGACAUGCCGGAGGAAAGGACUGUACUUUAAGCAAUUGUUUCAGAUAGGAUUUAUUUACAUUUUUAAAAAAGCAAUUUUGUAUAUUACCUUUCCAAUCAACCAAGAGUUUUACGGGGCUUCUCCCCAACUUUUUUUUUUUUUUUCAUUUUUGAUCUGACACGCAGAUCUGACAAUAAAAAUAAGCAACUUCCUUUAUGAAAAGAGGACUCAAUGUUGUGAACACGGAACUGGUAUAAGAGCUGCUUUUGUAUUCAGUGUGAGAUGGUGUUUACAGGUGAUUUUGACAACAGUGGAAGUAUAUUAAAUAGUGUCUGUGUAUCUGAGCUAUUUAAUUUUGUGAUCUAUUAAUAUGAAGAAAUAUUUAUAUACAUAAAAAUGCCACCGAAAUGUUUUAUUUAAAUGUUGAUAAAUAUUGCUCUUUGGUCUUCAACUGUAAUGUUCUUUUCAAGCAGAUCAUAAAAGUGUUCUUGAAACA